AUGAGAAUAAAGAAAUCAUAUUUGAAGAUCUCCUUGUUGAUACUGGUAUUACUCUUCGCGAUAAUUAAUUACGUGUUUAUUAACCCGUACAGUCGAUCAAAUACACGCCGCAGAAAGAAAAUUGAUGUUUCGGACAAGUCAAAUUGGGCUGCCGAUUGGGACAAUUCUGGUCAAUUUUCACAACAUUUUCUAAAGGAUCCAGUUGUUAACCAGUACGAAUUCAAAUUUAUCCACGCCUCAGAGAAAGCAUGUCUAAACAAAUCCGUGGAUAUUUUAGUGGCCAUGCAAUCUUCUGUGAUCAGCUUCGAUAUUCGAAGAUUGGCUAGGCGAGCCUGGAGUACCCAACAGUCUUUUAGAAUAAUUUACGUAUUCUUCACGGGGAAAGCAGGAGAUCUGGACGGCCUUCAGAAUCGCAUCGACUAUGAAGCUAAGGGGUAUGGCGACUUGGUGCAAGCAGACAUCCACGACAGUGCACAAAACCUCAGUCUGAUCUCCAUGUCGAUGCUGAAAUGGGUGGCCAUCUAUUGCCCUAACGCAAGAUUUGUUGUCAAGAAGGUCGAGGACAACUGGGUUGAUUUCCCCUCGAUUUUCCAAGCACUUCGCCAGAAGGAAAUUGACUACAAACAUUUUAUUAUGGGUAACAGUGCACUCGUGGUACAGACACCUCUGCAACAUGCCAUACACUACCAUUAUAAGUCUAUUUUCGAAUACAACGAUUCGCCGUUCACCCUGUUUGCCAGAGAGCCGGUGUACGGGUUCACUGCCAGAACGGCCAUGGUGCUAUUCCACGCAACUUUGAGAACGAAGCUUUUCUGGAAAGAGGAUGUGUUCAUAACUGGCAUGGCAGCGCAUAGAGCUAGGGUAGCUGUUUUCUUCGACUAUAGCUUUGUUUAUAAAUAA
Molecule: messenger RNA, 900 nt
Organism: Candidula unifasciata
Lineage: Eukaryota; Metazoa; Mollusca; Gastropoda; Stylommatophora; Geomitridae
Source: the annotation of a GenBank genome assembly